Molecule: messenger RNA, 430 nt
Organism: Thrips palmi
Lineage: Eukaryota; Metazoa; Arthropoda; Insecta; Thysanoptera; Thripidae
Gene: Xport-A
Exons: 3
Coding region: 97-414 (105 amino acids)
Source: RefSeq, a predicted model, not a curated record
GCGUGCCGCGUCGGAUGGGACUUGGCGGCGACUUCGAGACGCGGCCCAGCGGAUUGGAUAAUCUCACGGCGCCGCCGCUGUUCCGCCGCCGUGGUGAUGAAGAAGAGGAAGGCGUACUCGUCCAAAGCGGCGGCAGAGGCGAAGCGCAGCGACUCGGCGCAGCAGCAGAAGCAGGAGGAGGAGCAGAAGAAGAAGCCGACGAGCAAGCUCGGGCCCAAAGCACUUCCGGGUAGCGACAGGGGCUGCGACUCGGAGGACGAGAACGAGGGCUUCGGCAACUGGCUUCGCUCCACGGACGGCGUCGCCUACAUGCGCCUCUUCGUGGUGGCCAACUCGCUGCUCGUCUUCAUGACCAUGAGCUGGUCGCACGUGUGGCAGGUGGUGGACAUCCUCCGCGACGCCGUGGGCCUGUGACUGCUGCACUGCCCGG